Chrysochloris asiatica (Cape golden mole) is the source of this 2473-nucleotide messenger RNA. It is a transcript of the gene CAPN7, whose product is annotated as calpain 7. Gene Ontology annotation, molecular function: calcium-dependent cysteine-type endopeptidase activity. Gene Ontology annotation, biological process: proteolysis. Lineage: Eukaryota; Metazoa; Chordata; Mammalia; Afrosoricida; Chrysochloridae. The record is from RefSeq and is a predicted model, not a curated record. The transcript is spliced from 21 exons. Bases 1 to 2445 code for a protein of 814 amino acids.
AUGGACGCGGCGGCGCUGGAGCGGGACGCCGUGCAAUUUGCCCGGCUGGCGGUGCAGCGCGAUCACGAAGGUCGCUAUUCCGAGGCGGUAUUUUACUAUAAGGAAGCUGCCCAAGCCUUAAUUUAUGCUGAAAUGGCAGGAUCAAGCCUAGAACAUAUUCAAGAAAAAAUAAAUGAGUAUCUGGAAAGAGUUCAGGCUCUACAUUCAGCAGUUCAGUCAAAGAAUGCUGAUCCUUUGAAAUCAAAACAUCAGUUGGACCUAGAGCGAGCCCAUUUCCUUGUUACACAAGCUUUUGAUGAAGAUGAAAAAGAGAAUGUUGAAGAUGCUAUAGAGUUAUAUACAGAAGCUGUGGAUCUCUGUCUGAAAACCUCUUAUGAAACUGCUGAUAAAACCCUGCAAAAUAAGCUGAAACAGUUGGCUCGACAGGCACUGGAUAGAGCAGAAGCAUUGAGUGAACCUUUGACAAAGCCACUUAACAAAAUUAAGUCAGCCAAUAUAAAACCAAAACAACCUCCAAUGAGAGCCCACUUUCCACUAGGACCUAAUCCCUUCCUUGAAAGACCUCAGCAGUUUAUAACAACGCAGUCAUGUGAUGCCCAAGGACAGAGAUACACAAUAGAAGAAAUAGAGGUGCUCAGGACAACAUCAAAAAUAAAUGGUAUAGAAUAUGUUCCUUUCAUGAGUGUUGAUCUGAGGGAACGUUUUGCCUAUCCGAUGCCUUUCUGUGAUAGAUUAGGCAAGCUACCAUUAUCACCUAAACAAAAAACUACAUUUUCCAAAUGGGUACGACCAGAAGACCUCACCAACAAUCCUACAAUGAUUUACACUGUGUCCAGUUUUAGCAUCAAGCAGACAAUAGUGUCAGACUGUUCCUUUGUGGCAUCUCUGGCUAUCAGUGCAGCCUAUGAAAGACGGUUUAAUAAGAAGCUGAUUACCAGCAUAAUUUACCCGCAGAAUAAGGAUGGUGAACCAGAAUACAAUCCAUGUGGAAAGUAUAUGGUAAAACUUCACCUCAAUGGUGUCCCACGAAAGGUGAUAAUUGAUGACCAAUUACCUGUUGAUCAUAAGGGAGAAUUGCUCUGUUCUUAUUCUAACAACAAAAGUGAAUUGUGGGUUUCUCUCAUAGAAAAAGCCUACAUGAAAGUUAUGGGAGGUUAUGAUUUCCCUGGAUCCAAUUCAAAUAUUGAUCUUCAUGCAUUAACUGGGUGGAUACCAGAAAGGAUUGCCAUGCAUUCAGAUAGUCAGACUUUCAGUAAGGAUAAUUCUUUCAGAAUGCUUUACCAAAGAUUUCACAAAGGUGAUGUCCUUAUCACUGCGUCAACCGGCAUGAUGACAGAAGCCGAAGGAGAGAAGUGGGGUCUGGUUCCCACACAUGCAUAUGCUGUUUUGGAUAUUAGAGAAUUCAAGGGGCUACGAUUUAUACAAUUAAAAAAUCCUUGGAGUCAUUUACGUUGGAAAGGGAGAUACAGUGAAAAUGAUGUAAAAAACUGGACUCCAGAGUUACAGAAGUAUUUAAAUUUUGAUCCCCGAACCGCUCAGAAAAUAGACAAUGGGAUAUUUUGGAUUUCAUGGGAUGAUCUGUGCCAGUAUUAUGAUGUGAUUUAUUUGAGUUGGAAUCCAGGUCUUUUUAAAGACUCAACUUGUAUUCACAGUACUUGGGAUGCUAAGCAAGGACCUGUGAAAGAUGCCUAUAGCCUGGCCAACAACCCCCAGUACAAACUGGAGGUGCAGUGUCCACAAGGGGGCGCUGCAGUGUGGAUUUUGCUUAGUAGACACAUAACAGACAAGGAUGAUUUUGCAAAUAAUCGAGAGUUUAUCACAAUGGUUGUAUACAAGACUGAUGGGAAAAAAGUUUAUUACCCAGCUGAUCCAGCUCCAUACAUAGAUGGAAUCCGAAUUAAUAGUCCUCAUUAUUUGACUAAGAUAAAGCUGACCACACCUGGGACCCAUACCUUUACAUUAGUGGUUUCUCAGUAUGAAAAACAGAACACAAUCCAUUACACUGUCCGGGUAUAUUCAGCUUGCAGCUUUACUUUUUCGAAGAUCCCUUCACCAUAUACCUUAUCAAGACGGAUUAAUGGAAAGUGGAGUGGUCAGAGUGCUGGAGGGUGUGGAAAUUUCCAAGAGACUCAUAAAAAUAACCCCAUCUACCAAUUCCAUGUAGAUAAGACCGGGCCAUUGCUAAUUGAGCUAAGAGGACCAAGGCAGUAUAGCGUUGGAUUUGAAGUGGUAACUGUUUCUGUGGUUGGAGAUCCUGGUCCCCAUGCUGGCUUUCAGAGGAAAUCUAGUGGUGACUACAGGUGUGGGUUUUGCUACCUGGAAAUAGAAAAUAUACCUGCUGGGAUCUACAAUAUUAUUCCCAGUACUUUUUUGCCUAAACAAGAAGGACCUUUUUUCUUGGACUUCAAUAGUGUUAACCCCAUCAAGACAACACAACUUCAGUGAUGGAGAAAUCUCAGCUAUUACUGGAUAU